Molecule: messenger RNA, 984 nt
Organism: Monoraphidium neglectum
Lineage: Eukaryota; Viridiplantae; Chlorophyta; Chlorophyceae; Sphaeropleales; Selenastraceae
Product: Glycerophosphodiester phosphodiesterase GDE1
Exons: 2
Coding region: 1-984 (327 amino acids)
Biological process (GO): glycerophospholipid catabolic process
Molecular function (GO): phosphoric diester hydrolase activity
Source: RefSeq, a predicted model, not a curated record
AUGGGCGCCAACAUCCUGCGCGGCGGCACGCUGAUCCCUGCGUGGCGCGAGAACACCACCGGCUCCUUCCUCGCAGCCGCCGCCACCGGCGCGUCAUUCGUGGAAUUCGACGUCCAAGUCACGCGCGACGGCGUGCCGGUCCUCUGGCACGACGACACCGUCGAUUUCGGGGACCCCUCCGCCCCCAGCCGCGCUCCUGUCGGGGACCUGACCUUGGCAGAAUUCAAGGCCCUGGGAUCCAUCACGUCCAGCGCCGGCGCCGCCGCCACGCGCCUCGCCGUCGUGCGCUCCUUCUGGGAGGAGGCCGCCGCCGCCGCCGCCGCCGCCGCGCCCCCGGCCUCACCGCCGCGCGGCGCCUCGCCGCCCCGCGGCCGCAGCCCGCCGCGGCACUGGCGGUGCGCGCUGGACGAGGGCUUCCCGACCCUCGAGGAGGUCUUCGCGGCGCUGCCGCCUGGCGUGGGGUUCGACAUCGAAGUCAAGAUGGCGACCCCCGACGACCUGGCUGUCACGCCGCCUGAGGAGGUCGACCGCGUCAUCGGCCCCAUCCUCGCCGCCGUCGAGCGCUGCUGCCCGCCCUCCGUGGGCGGCGGCGCGGGCACGGGCGCGGGCGAACGGCAGGUUGUGUUCAGCUCCUUCGACCCCGAUGUCUGCCGCGAGCUCCGCGCCCGCCAGUCCCGCUGGCCAGUGCUCUUCCUCUCCACCGGCGGCACCGACGCGCACGCAGACCUGCGCCGCACGAGCCUCGCCGCGGCGCUCGACGUGGCGCUUGAGUGCGGGCUCGCGGGUCUCGUCGUGGACAGCGGCGCGCUGCAGGCCGACCCGGGCUUCGCGGCGGCCGUCGCCGCGGCGGCGCCGCGGCUGCGGCUGCUGACGUACGGGCGGGAGAACGACGACCCGGAGUGGGUGGUGGCGCAGGCCGCGCUGGGCGUGCACGGCGUCAUCUGCGACGACGCGCUCGCGGCGGCGCCGCGAGUGCUCGCGUGA